Messenger RNA from Silurus meridionalis, 1678 nucleotides. RefSeq names its product SRY-box transcription factor 21a (gene sox21a). The transcript has a single exon. NCBI's taxonomy places the organism in Eukaryota, Metazoa, Chordata, Actinopteri, Siluriformes, Siluridae. Gene Ontology annotation, molecular function: RNA polymerase II cis-regulatory region sequence-specific DNA binding; DNA-binding transcription factor activity, RNA polymerase II-specific. The record is from RefSeq and is a predicted model, not a curated record. Gene Ontology annotation, biological process: anatomical structure morphogenesis; cell differentiation; regulation of DNA-templated transcription. Bases 296 to 976 code for a protein of 226 amino acids.
GGAUCAGUUCUCGACAGAGCUCCUACUGAGCCCUGAGCACCUGUUGAAGAGCAGCUCCACACCCAAGUGAUUGUUUGUUGGUUAUGUGCUCUAACAGCUGCCUUACUUCUCGGAGUGCUGACUCAAUGGAUUUGGGGAAAGUCACUGCGAUUUCCACGGGACAUUAAUUUAUCCCGCCACAUAAAAGCGUGGUUUUUUAUCUGCUCUGAUGUGCUGAUGUGUGUUUCUCACUUCUACAUCAGGAAUAACAGCGUUUGAAUCGUAUUUAUAGAGUUGGGGAGGGGAGAAAAAAAACAUGUCCAAACAAACGGACCAUGUCAAACGACCAAUGAACGCCUUUAUGGUUUGGUCGCGGGCCCAGAGACGGAAGAUGGCCCUUGACAACCCGAAGAUGCACAACUCCGAGAUCAGCAAGCGGCUCGGGGGCGAGUGGAAACUUCUGUCCGACUCGGAGAAAAGACCUUUCAUCGACGAGGCCAAACGUCUCCGCGCGGUUCAUAUGAAGGAGCACCCGGACUACAAGUACAGACCGCGGCGCAAGCCAAAGUCCUCAGUGAAGAAGGACAGAUAUCAGUGUAACGUGGCGUAUAACUUUGGGGAGCAGGACGCCCUAAAAGGUGUACUAACCCACCCUGAAAAGACUGCUGCUGCCGCGGUAGCUGCCGCCAGGGCGCUCCUCGGUCACUCAGUCCCCGCCAGCCCUUACCCUUACCUGGACAUACACUCCAAAAUGUCAGACCCGUUCACACACGCGUCGCUCGACUAUUCCGGACGUGUUGUUGCGUUUCCUAGAAUGGGACUCCUUGGUGCCACGCACACGCACCCUUCUCCGGGCAAUCCUACAUACAUGAUGCCCUGUAACUACCCGGCGUGGACACCUUCAGCUCCUCAUCCUCCUCCUUUAGCCUAUGUGCUCUUACCGGGGAUGCGCAAAACUCUGCACGAACCUUAUUCUGCUUUUACAGCGGCCUUGUAGGCGCCACAAGCCGCAUUGAAACUCUUAAACUUUCCCUCAGUGUGCCUGGAAACAACGCUUUUACCUGGAUCAUGCAUUCGUCAUGCAUCUCCCAAGCUUUAGGGUGUACGUUUAUAUUUUACAAUAAUAAUAAUAAUAAUAAUAAUAAUAACAAUAAUCAAACUGUCUGUGUUAUCCACAAUUCUUUUACUUCUUAUGAAGCAUUAAAACAAUUGUAUUCAAUAUUUAUAGUGAAAUGUAGACCCUUUUACCAAAGAAACAACCUCUAAUGAGCCCUAAAGUUUGACAAUAUGAAUUUAUUUUUUAUUAAUUAUUAUUUUUCUAUUUUCCAUCAGAUACAGUGGUUGAAAAUUCUAUUAGUUUACAGACAAUUAGACACUGGAUUUUAUUUGUCAUAUGCAAAGGUUGCACAGGUCCGAAAAGCAACUGCAUAAAUAAGAAGAAGUAAAUCUUAGUCAUUUAAAGAAAGCCAGUAGGAUUGAGGAAUUUUGGUAGAUGUAUUAUAAUUAAAGCUGCAAUCAAGUUUUUGCCUGAUUGGUUUGACUUUUAAGAUGCAUAAAUUUUAUUAUUAUUAUUAUUAUUAUUAUUAUUACUAUUCACAUUUGGUUUUCCCAUUUGAACUUAAUCAUAUAGAGGUCUGCAUUUGCAACUUGAUUUCAUCACUGUAAUGUACAUAAAGAAUGUAAUAAAUACAAAGUCUUA